UAAUCUGGAAAUCGUGGAUUUGAAAUCGCAAUUGAAAAAACGAGACGCGGAGAUUUUAAUGCUCACGAAAGAAUUGCGCUCAUUUGAUUCUAAAAUUCAAAAUGAAAUUUUGGACAUGAGAAAAAUUAUUGGAACUACACACAAAUUUGUUUCAUUCAAUCUUUGUUCAUUUGAGGAAAUUACACAUGAGUCAAUUCAGUUCGGAAUGAAUAUUGUUAAAUUAAACGUACAAAGUGGUCAACUGAAGAAAUUUUACUUCAAUCAUAUUUUAAAUGGUAGCGGAGAAAAGCUAGAAUGUAUGGUACCGAUACUCAAUGCAUAUUUAUCUGGAGAAAAUGCCUGUGUAAUAGUCCACGGAGAAACAGGUAGCGGCAAAUCAACAAGCAUGUAUGGAACGGUUCAUUGUCCAAUGUCAAAUGAGAAAGGAAUUAUUUCGGUAGCUCUUGACUAUUUAUUGGGCAAAAGUCAUAAAUUACAUGUGUCUUUCGUUGAAUAUUAUAAUGGCAAAUGGGCAGAUUUAUUAAGUGAUAAUGUUACGAUGGAAGAUAAACCAUUAAAGGAAUGCCAUGAGUAUGAAAUUAAAUCGAUCGAGGACAUACAACCCUUUUUGAAAAAUGUUCUUCAAAAACGAAACACAAAAUCAACAAACCAAAAUAUGCGAUCUUCAAGAUCAAAUGCAGUGAUGAUUUUAUCAAAUGGUAAAUCGAAAAUGUUAUUUGUAGAUAUGGCUGGCAACGAAAAUAUCGAGGACAAAGAAAACAUUAAAGAAACUUGUUCAAUCAACAAGUCGUUAUCACAAUUGAACACAGUUCUUGUCUACAAAUCCCAGCGAAAAAAACAUCCACCUUAUCGUGAUGAUGCCUUUACUUUGUAUUUGAAGCCAUAUUUAGAGAAAAACAAAGCUGUUGUAUUUUUUCAUGUACGCAAGGAAAAUAUUGUUAAAGAUUUGUUAAAAAUUCAUACUAUUGUCGGCAUGAAAGCAAUUGAAAAUGAAGUAUCACCCAAGAAGAAUGCAUACCUUCGUUAACCGAGAUUUGACGAAUUGAAAACUAUUUUACUUGGUUAGAUAUUAAGAAAACAACAUCGUGAAAUCUCUAACACUGAAAAGAAAAUUCAAUAAAAAUUAUUUUGUUUCCAUCUACUUUUGAUCAUUAAA
Contarinia nasturtii (swede midge) is the source of this 1156-nucleotide messenger RNA. RefSeq names its product kinesin-like protein KIN-14U. Bases 59 to 1027 code for a protein of 322 amino acids. Gene Ontology annotation, molecular function: microtubule binding; microtubule motor activity; ATP hydrolysis activity. Gene Ontology annotation, biological process: microtubule-based movement. Lineage: Eukaryota; Metazoa; Arthropoda; Insecta; Diptera; Cecidomyiidae. The record is from RefSeq and is a predicted model, not a curated record. Gene Ontology annotation, cellular component: microtubule; kinesin complex. The transcript has 4 exons.